Molecule: messenger RNA, 3084 nt
Organism: Sclerotinia sclerotiorum 1980 UF-70
Lineage: Eukaryota; Fungi; Ascomycota; Leotiomycetes; Helotiales; Sclerotiniaceae
Exons: 2
Coding region: 1-3084 (1027 amino acids)
Biological process (GO): establishment of cell polarity
Cellular component (GO): cytoplasm; cell tip
Molecular function (GO): cytoskeletal regulatory protein binding
Source: RefSeq, a predicted model, not a curated record
AUGCAAGCACCUCAACGACCUGUUCAAAGACGAUCUCCGGCAUCAGAUUCACCUGGACCACCACCUACAAUAUCUGCUAGGUCCAUAUCUCCAAGUUUGGGUCCUCAGCCGAGGAAUUCAACUGCUUCAACCAGAUCUGUUCAAAGCAAUCAUUCGGGAAGAAGACAAAACGGUGGCCAACCUCCGACAAGCAGUGGUAGUCAAAGUGGUCAACAUGCCCCACCAUUAUCUCAGAUCGAAAGGAGUGUAACACAUCUUCUGGUCGCCACAAAGCAACUCCUCGAAACCCUUACACAAUGGUCUCGACAUCAAGCGACCGAUGCACAAGUUUCAGAUGUUUAUGUGCGCUUGGGAUAUGAGUUCAACAUUGCUUGUAGGGCGUUUACUGCAAUCAAUGUUGAUACUUCGGAUUUAGGAAAUGUACCGGAGUUACUUCGACAUAUACUGGAAUCCACACUCAGCCAAGAGGCAAGCGUCGAGAGCUUGGAAAGAUACUUGCCUCGAAUCAGAGAUAUAAUCAUCACUCUUCUUCACGGUUUAAAGCGAAAGCAACAGAAACUGCGGCAGAAACAAGGGAGAGAUAGCGGAGCACAAAAUGGAGAUGCCAUACCUAGGAAUGGAAGCUUCAGUAGCAUUGCCAGUAACAGCACCGGAUUAACCACACUGCUCAAUCAAGGGUUGGAAGAUAAUUUUCAAGGAGACUCAGGUUCGACAAAUGACCGAGGAAGCAAAGGGCAGUCCACCACUGACUCGGCCAUCCCUCCACGAAUGUCAUCAGCCUCAGGAUCAUCAAACAGAAGAGCUGCUCCUCCACCGAGAGAUUCAUCUCGAGGCUCAGUAUCUUCAGACCAAUCUACACUGUCAAGCACGACAAUGCAAAGCAUUCCUGUUGUCCCACCUUAUCCUGGAGAUGAAGUCACUGUGCCAAUGCCACGUCCAAAUGAUACUGAUCAUUUGACUGUUGACAAUUUUCCACCACCACCUCCGCCACCGAAGACAAAUGCUGCAUUGGUAGCUCUACAAAGAGGUGGGGACUUGGAAAGAAGAGCCUCGAGGCGUUAUUCCGCUUACCAAAUCUCAAAACUUGUUGGUGCAUCUCCAAAUGGGGUUCCAAUGCUUCCCGUUCCACAGAAUUCGCCAAUACCAAACAGAGGGCGCAAUGAUGCUCGAGAAUCUUUGAGAGCUGUUCAAAAUCGUGAUCACCGUCUUGGUCGAACAAAUUCCCGUUUAAUUCAAAAUGAUGCAUCUCCAGUUCGAAAGCCAAGUGUGAUCGCAGAGGAAAGCCAAGAGACCUCAUUUCAGCAGCCAGACGAACCACCCUCAAGUGACAGCCCAACACCCAAAACUUCAGAAGAGAAGUCAAGACAACCUUUUAUAGAUUAUGAUGGACCAAGUUCAAGUCUCAAUGGGCCAACUUCUGAUGUGCUUCCAAACUUUGAUGAUCAAGAUCAAGAUCAAAAUAAGGCUGCAACUGAACCUCCUCAAGCUCCCGUACACAGGAGAUCUGCUAGCAAAAGAGAAAGUCCCAGUUACGGUAGUCAAGCAAGACAAUUCACACCUGAAGGAUCACCACCUCCACCGGACAAGGAAAUUACAAUUUUCCUACAAUACAAAACCAAGGUCAAGAAGUUUGUCCUUGCUGAUGGGUACAAGGAUUUAUCCAUGGCAAGAUUGCAAUUGGCUUUCAUUGAAAAGUUCGCCUGGAACACUCAUAAUAAUGGGGUUGAUCUACCUGAGAUAUAUAUACAGGAUCCAGUAUCUGGUGUUCGUCAUGAACUGGAAGAUCUUCAUGAUAUCAAAGAUCGUUCUGUACUCGUAUUAAAUGUGGAGGUACUAGAUGAAGUCAAGCGACACAUUGAUGAUAGUUUAGGAGGAUUGAAGAAAAUGGUCGAGAGUGUCAAAACAGCAGUUGAUGAUCAGCAAGUUACCAUUCAGAGAGUCUCGGAUCGUCAACAAGAUGCUGCAAAAGAAAUGGCUCGAAUUGCUUCUGCACCACCUGUCUCUUCAAGAGUUUCAAUGAUUGAUACUGGACGACUCACCAAUGGCAAUAGCUUUAGCCCCUCGAAAGUCAAUGGCCAAGCGCAACUUACUGAAAUUCAGAGCCUUCGUCGUGAUCUUGCGGUACUCCGACAAACAUAUUCUAGCUUUCAAUCUGACAUUCAAAGUUCCAUGGCUUUGAUUCGCUCAAAGGCUAGCUCUGUCAAGAGUGUUGCUGUUAAAGCUGCUAUUCCAGAUAUCAAUGGCGAUUCCGGACGUUCUUAUGUCAAUGGUGGAAAGAAGAACCUCAGCGAAGAUUCCGAUAAAUUGGUUGCGCAAGUUGAUGAUCUUCAAGAUAUUGUUGAAGAUCUAAGAAAGGAUGUUGUACAACGUGGUGUACGACCUCUUCCUAAGCAAUUGGAGACUGUGGCCAAGGAUAUCUCACAGGCUACGAUGGAACUCAAGAGGAUGCAAGAUUUCUUGAAACGAGAGAGGCCAAUUUGGACAAAGAUUUGGGAGAAGGAAUUAGAGACAGUCUGUAAUGAUCGUGAAGAGAUUACUAUGCAAGAAGAUCUUGCAGCAGAUCUUCAAGAUGAUUUGGAGAAGGCAGCACAAACCUUUGCACUUGUGGAACAAGCUACUAAAGAACAAUUGAAGGAUGGAUCUCCAAGUCAAGUUGGUACUGGUCGAAGUCUUUCUAAGCUUAACCGUAUUGAUCCAAUCGAUCCUGCUAUGGCAAAAGAAGGUGUUCUAGACGAAGUUCGUGCCUUACAACCAAAUCACGAGAAUCGCCUUGAAGCUAUCGAACGUGCAGAAAAGCUUCGUCAAAAGGAACUUGAAGGUCGUAGAGGCAACGUGCUUCAAAAGGAGCUGACCCAAUUCGUUGAAGAAGGAAAAUUGAAGAAAUCUGGAGGCUUUGAGGAAGUUGAAAGACAAAGAAUUGCAAAAGAUGCGCGGAUUAGAAGAGAGGUUUGGGAGCGUCAGAAUGGGAUGACGCAAGCCGAUGCAGAUCUUGAGGGUGUUGAUGAUCCUGCGGUUGAAGAAGUGGCAGAAGCAGAUGAAAUGAUCGAGGAGGUCUCAGAAGCUGAUCCUGCUAUGGAGCUAUGA